Haliotis rubra (blacklip abalone) is the source of this 786-nucleotide messenger RNA. Its product is annotated as scavenger receptor cysteine-rich domain superfamily protein-like. The coding region runs from base 1 to 786 and encodes 261 amino acids. The transcript has 6 exons. NCBI's taxonomy places the organism in Eukaryota, Metazoa, Mollusca, Gastropoda, Lepetellida, Haliotidae. The record is from RefSeq and is a predicted model, not a curated record. Gene Ontology annotation, cellular component: membrane.
AUGUGGCUAGAUGACGUCCAGUGCACGCUGCUGAACACAGAUCUAAAGGACUGCAAGCACAGACCAUGGGGGACGCAUAAUUGUGGCGCAUCUGAUGCUGUUGGUGUAGAGUGUUUUUCAUUUCCUGAAGAGGCUACAGCAGCAAGACUUUUCUCCACCACCAACACGCCAGGAGAAGGAGUUCUGGAGCUGUACUAUGGUGGGCGAUGGGGAAGAGUCUACUACUCUGGGUUCGGAGUUGAAGAGGCAACAGUUGCCUGCAGAAUGUUGGGAUACAACAUCAUUGCAGCCACAGUUGGCUCAUCAUCAAACACCGGCAGCGAAUCACGAAGUGUUAUCGUAGAAAAGGUGCAUUGUCUUGGCACUGAACUCUCCCUGAACGAAUGUCUUCAUUACCCUUGGGGAAGUGUUACCUCGUCAUCAACAGUAGUCCGAAUACAGUGUCCUAAUGCUAAUCUUCAAAUACGCUUGAAUUCGACAACUACUGGAUGUGGUCGGGUAGAAAUACUACACAACAAUGUCUGGGGAACAGUCUGUAGAGGGUCGUCGUUUUCUUCACAGGAGGCACAAGUUGUGUGCAAAAUGGCAAAUCGUCCAUGGACAACAGCCUAUGUGACAACGUCUUAUGGUCAAGGUGAAGGACUUAUCUGGCUGAGCAAUGUCAAUUGUCUGGGGACAGAGACCUCCCUAGACGAGUGUUCCCACUCAAGUUGGGGAACAGCACCAGGCUGUUCCCACAGUAGUGAUGUUCGAGUUGUAUGUCGUGGAGGAAACAGUUUAAUGUGA